Gadus morhua (Atlantic cod) is the source of this 3404-nucleotide messenger RNA. RefSeq names its product myoD family inhibitor. The transcript has 3 exons. NCBI's taxonomy places the organism in Eukaryota, Metazoa, Chordata, Actinopteri, Gadiformes, Gadidae. The record is from RefSeq and is a predicted model, not a curated record. The coding region runs from base 109 to 858 and encodes 249 amino acids.
GAAGGAGGAGGAGGAGGAGGAAGGAGGCGUCCCUCCUCUCACCCCACCCUGGCCCUCUCCGGCCCUCCCCAGGGCUGACGGGGGUUUGAGGGCCCCUUGGCUGUGCUGAUGAAUCACCAGACUGAGUCGCCUCUUAACCAGGCCGGCUUCACCCAGCAUGAGGACACGGCCCAGUGCUCUAGGUGUAGAGGACGCGUGCGCUGGCCGUCAGGAUGUUUCCAUGGAGACGGAGGGGUGGGUGACGGCGUGAACCGGGGAGACAUGUUACCGAGGGAACCCUCUUCAGAGGUCGCCGACCACCCAGGGGAGGGAGGGAGCGAUUCUACCCGAGCAGCCCAGCGUGUCGACGGGGCGACCCCACCUCCAGCUCCUCUAGGUGGGGUGGUUGAGGUCCGUAGAGGACCCAGGCUGGUCCUCCCAGAGCCCUGUACACACUGCAGACAACCGGUACCCCCCACGACUACAGCGCCCCGGCCUUCUGGGCCCCCGACCUCAACGCUACACGGCUCAAACCAAUCGGUGAGCAGCAAGAGUGGCCGGGGUGGGGACAGUCAGUCCCCAUCCACCGCUGAGGCUACGGACAACGCCUCCUUCCUGGGCCUGCUGCUGGCCUGCCUCUCGUGCCAGUGCUCCGUGGUGCUGCUGGGUCUUCUGGAGGCGUGCUCCGCCUGCCUGCACCACCUCUGCGCCUGCUGCUGCCACUGCUGCGCCCAGUGCUGCGCCGAGGCGUGCGACGCGUCGGCCGAGACGUUCAGCUGCCACGCCCACUGCCACGCCGUGGUGUUCGAGUCCUGCUGCGAGUCCACCGAGUGCCUGGAGUUCUGCCUGGACUGCUGCCUCAUCUGCCAUCACAGCUGACCCCCCCCCGUCCCGUGGCAAUCGGAGCCUUAGGGCUUUACGUCCACGUUGGGGACCAUGUCGUGGCUCCUCCCACACAGAGGCGUCGCCUAAAAUGUGGCUCCGCCCACGUGACUGUUCUUCUUACAACAUUGUGAAAUUUUUCGAUGGAAAAUGUAUGGGGAUUUCACAGGGAUAUGUGUGCUUUUGUUGAUUUAUUUGAGCUGUUGAGUCUAACUUGAAAUUACAAAAUAGCUGAUGAAUGAGUGCCAUUGUCAUAUGGUCCCUUUCAAAGUCAAUUCCCUAGAAAAUCUUCAAUGAAAUGGAAAAGGAAACUACAAUAACCAAGCAGUAUAUUUAUAAUUGUCGUUAGUCACUCUUUGACUUAACCUACAUUUUAAUCACUAACAAUUUUAGGGCAGAGAUCUAUUACACUAAAAAGUGAUUAUUACUAUUAAUUAUAACCACCGAUCACCCUCCUACAAUACAACAGUCCUACAGAAUGAACUGAAACCCAGCUGUUGUUAACCAAAGUGUGCAGGGCUUUCUUAUACAAACACAAAACAAUACACUGAAGUUACACGUUUAAUAUUUGAAUGCACUGAUUCAUUAAGCGCGGACACAGAUUUAGUCAGGGUCAGUUUUGCGCACCAUAUUAAAUAUUUCUGAGUAAACAGCAGUAGCCAUAACACAGUGGGAUUCAUUAGCGCCACAAUGAAGCUGCUCUCGUUCCAAAACAAACAACCUCCAGCCGAUUCCUCCGAGUCAUUUCAUAGUAGUCCGAGAAACAUGAACCCAUGUAUAGAAGCUAUUUGUUAGAUAUGGAGGAUUCCCUGCCGAAUAUAUUGUGGUAUGUGCUAAGAAACAUUCUCCACGCAUCAAUUAAAGCUCUUCCAAAUCAAAAGAGAGGAUGGUAUACAAUCUUAUUUAUUUAGCGAGUUUUGGGGAAAAUAUAAAAUUCAGUGUUUUCUACUCAAGGUUUUGCGUUGAUUUAUUAAUCAGUAGCUCUUUGUCAAGGACAUUUUCUGUCUCUCUCCAGAUCAUAGGAUAACAUCUUUCACCUCAAUGUGAGAAAUAAUUCAACAAUGAUGUAUAAUUAACUCAUUGCACCCUGCAGUGCCAACGAAACCCUACUUCUCCACUCUGUCGAGUAAUCACAUCUGACACAACAAAAGAUUUUGUCCUCACCAAACCCCCCAAAGAAUACAUCGGCCCACACAUCAGUUUAAUGUCGGUGCAUGUUAACUUUGUACAUGAAAUAGCCAUGCACAGAUUGAACUCUGACCUCUGUGUGUCUCUUGAUGAAGGGGGGCAUGCUUUGGGCUCUACGUUCAGAUGAGGGUUUCUCAUGUCGUGUAGAAAGACUCCUGCUUUGAAUGGCUCCUGCAUCGCUCUUUGCAGCUGAAGAACGAGGUGAUGUGAAACUUGUCAGUCGCUUCUUAACUCCCCAUCCUCCACCUCCUUCCUUCCUCCUCCUCCUCCUGAAUCGCUUGCUUGCUUCUCUCGUAACAUGAAAGGACCACGUGCCGUUUAUUCUCCCCAGAUCUCCGGAGUCGGCCCUUCUGAGCUCUCAUUGUUUUCUCCGCGCGUGAUGACAGUGAAGAUAGCCAAAAAUAAAACAAAGGCGUGCACUUACAAGACAACACUAAACUGUCAAUCUGCACGACGCAAAUGAAGAGGCUCGUUUAAAGUGUGUCAUCACAACGGAAUCGAAUCAAAGGGUUUACUUUACCAACAACGGCUUGGGAUUCUGCUGCUGCCGGUGACAUGAGGCCGUGGUGACAUCUGAUUUGGAGUAGCGACCACAGCACAGCGAAUGUUACACACGUUUUGUUCCGUUUGUCCCGCUCAAUUUGUUACAGCGGUACCGUAACACUCGAGGCCAUAAUGUGUGCAGAGGAAAUAAUAGCCCCAUAGCACAGGAACAAUGAAUGCUUAAUCUGUAGGUGUAGAGAAGGCCUGACAAAUCAGGAUUAUUAGUGUGUCUGAAUGUGAAGGCUUGCAGUAGUGUUGGACAGUAGAUGUGGUCGAUCAGUAAAACAAACAGAAUAAUUAAUAAUCUGUACACACUGCAUUAGGCCUAGAACUACCAUGUCCAGGUAUGCAUACGAUUUGUGUUGCGUUUAACAGUGAUUGUUCACAUUGCCCAAAUGUGGCACUAUUUGAAGUGAAAAUUAUUUAAAAAACUAAAAGUAUUUUCUGACACAACCACGCAGACACACGCACAUAAUGAGGGGAUAUGGUGACGGUUGUCCGCAGUGAGUAACGGCGAGUGGACUACACAUAAAAGAUGACCCACUGGUGAACAGAAGGCUAUGUUUUAAAACUCGAGUCGUUUCUUUUCUUCUUCCAAAAGCCAAAAACCUUUGAGCACAUUUGCAGAAGACCGUGUGUCUAUUUGUAUUCCUCCACGCCACCCUAAAGCUCAGUGACAAUGUUUGUAACCUUCUCAAUCAAAACAAAGGUUUGCGUGUUGCGUGUGUGUGAAGUAGCGUCUUUAAAAACAAAGAAUAAAAAGAAAAACCAUAACAGCUAAUAGUCAGUCUGUCAUGUGUACCCACUUGCUG